Messenger RNA from Ectocarpus sp. CCAP 1310/34, 7486 nucleotides. The record is from the annotation of a GenBank genome assembly. NCBI's taxonomy places the organism in Eukaryota, Phaeophyceae, Ectocarpales, Ectocarpaceae.
AUGCGGGACGAGUACGGGAGGCUGCUCCGGACUCUGGGGGCCGACGUCCGUGCCCGCCUCCCAAAGAGCAUGGAAAUUCUCACGCACCUCGUAUGGCAGGGGGGCGACGAAGGGGUUCAUGCGGCGGAACAUGACCAUCCCGCGGCGUUCAGCCCUGACUUGUACGCGAUAACCGCGGACAAGAAGAAGCGUCAGGCGCGACGCAAGCCAGCGCGCCGCAAGCCCACGCUGGAGCCGACCAUCGACGAGUGGCAGGACGUGGACAAGACUGGCUUGUGCUUCUCGAGCUCCCAGAGGGACCCGCCAGAUCUCGGUUUCGAGGCCGACGACCUGGUCGGAGAAGACAGGAGCAGCAGCAACAACAGCGACCGAGGUGAAGCGGCCGCGAAAGCGAAACGCAAGACUUCUUCCAAGCGCUCAAACCACGCCUCCUCCGUCUCCGCCUCCCGCAGCAAGGCGUCCGAACCACGGGACGACGACGACGGCGGCGGCGGCGGCGGCGGCCAUGGCGGCGGUGACUCCUCGCCCCCUCCUGCCGUAGAGGGACGGGAUGCUCCGUCUUUUGCCCGAGGCGGUGGCGGUGGCGGCGGCGGCAGCCGCAGUGCAGGGAGUCGUAGCGGGAAGGUUGGAGACGCCCCCCUGAGAUCUCGGUCUGCGUUGCCGCUGGCCUCUCCGAGGAAUAAAUACGGGAGGGGCCACUUCUCCCGGCGGUCUUCCGAACCCUCGGCGGCGGCGCCGUUCAAGGGGACGGCGGCCGUCCGCGUCGGUGGCGGUGGCGGUGGCGAAGAGGAGGUGGUCGAAGAAGAUGAUGGUGGUCAUGGUUGGUUUGGGGAGGACGGGGCGGACAGUGGUGGCGGCGACGCGGCCACGAAGGAGGUAGGGGUAGACCUGGAGUCGACGGUUUUAGCGGACCAAGACGGAGACGAGGAGAUGGAGACGGGCCUCAACGACACGGUCGUGGCAGACGAUGACGACGACGACGCCAGCAACACGGAUGCCGACAGCGAAACCGCUGCCCGUGCCAUGAUGGCGGAGACGCGCGCCGGUCGUCCGGCCGGCAGAUCCGGGCGGUGUGGUGCCGCCGUGAGCAGUAGCGGUGGUCAGUGCACCGCCGCCGCGGGCGGCGAUGACGAAAGCGGUGGCGAUCAACAACGGCCCCGGCCAUCGUCCUCCACAGCACCAUCACCGGAGGAAGAGAACGCAGGAGCAGGCGGUGCUGCGGGAGGGGACGCCUCGCCGGCAUCCCCGGGGUCGUCGGAGAAGUUCUCUUCCUGGAAGGUAGGCGGGAGAGGGCUGCUUGGGAGGGGCUCCGCGAAGAAGACCGGGAGGCUGCUGGUGGGGGGGCUCGGUUCCGCGGGGAGGGUGGGGGGGCCGGCCCGCGCCGCGGCGCAGGUGUUGGCGUCGGCUGGACUGGAUCUGGAAGGGGAGAGACGCGGAGGUGGGGGUAGGGCCAGAGGUUCGAGAGCAGGUGGAGGCGUUUCUUCCCCCGGGGACACCAGCGACGUCUUCGGGAUGUCGGAUGGCGACGAGACGGAGCGCACCAUGCUGGACUCAACGGAUUGCGACAGCAAGGCCGCCAACCGCGGGCUCGUGAGCCAAUCAGAGGCGGACGAUUCGGAGACCGAUGAUGGCUCCGCCGAAGCCGCUACGGGCGGGAGUUCCCGGAAGUUGUCGCGGCGUUCUUCUUCUAUCAGGGGAGCGCAAGCGGGAACCGGUGGCGGCGGCGGCGGCGGCAGGCGGCAAAGUCGAGUGUCGCCGGGGCCGAGCCCCCGUUUGGCUCCCAACGGCGUCGGGGGGAGCGGCAACGGAGGCAUCACGACCCCUUUGAGCGGGAUGUGGAGGCGAGGGCGCUCAGCGAAGAAUCCAAUGGGAGAGCCCGAGGGCGUGGUGCGCGGCAGCGGCGGAGCAGCGGGAGGAAGAGGGGCCACGACGCCGGCUUCCGGAUACGCAGCGGACCUGAGCGCGGGCACCACGAGGGUCUCCAAGGCUAGGCCCAGGACUGGGCCGGCCGCUGGAGGCGGCGGUGGCAGCGGCGGCGGCGGCGGCGGCGGCGGCGGUAGUGGUGACGACGGCAAGAGAAGCAGGGCAGGCAAGGGGGCAGGGGACCACCCGAAAGAGCCAGUAGAAGGGGGAGCGGAGGGCGAGGCGCAGGACGGUUGGAGCUGCGGGAAGUGCACCUUCUUGAACGAUCUUGCCGCCCGCAAGUGCGCCAUGUGUCGAAGCGCAGCCCCGAGAGCUCCCCGGAGACCUCCCAGGACUCGCGGGACCCGAAACGGCACCGAUCCCGCCGCACGUUCCGAGCGGGAGAUGUCGUCGCCCUCUCCUCGUGGUGGAGCGGGCAUCCCGCCUGCUGAAGGCGCCGGGGGCGCCGCGAAUUCGGGCGGACGGGGGGCGGGGGGCGAGAGGGGAUUGCCAUCGGCGGCGGCAGCGGCGGGGGACGUUAGCAGCCCCAACGGCACGUGGGAAGGGUACGAGAUGGGGCGUAGCACGGCUUCCUCAUCGGCGAAGAGCACCAGAGGGCCGCCGCCGCUGGCCGCGCCUGUUUCCAACCGAAAAUCGUGCCCAAAAGUGGGUACCGACAGCGCCGGCAUCGAUCGUGGCGUGCAGCCGUCACCAGCAAGCGGUGACAGUCACGGCAAGCAUCAACAAGGGCUUCUGCAGGGGAGCGGUGGCAUUGGCGGCGCAACGCCCCCCGGCGGCGAUGCGCCCCCCCAUCCCCCCGCUGCUGCGUCGCUAGCGGAACUGGCAUCCCCGGAUACCAGUCUCUUUCGACGGGCGGCGGCGGGAGCGGCGCCCGGUAGCGGCGUUGUCGACCGGGUGCGCGGCGUAGCAUCGUCCUCCUGUGGUGAGGCUAGCGGCAGCGAUGCGGGGGGCGACUGCGGCGGCGGGAGCUUGGCGACGGGAGAGAAGGUUGUCGGCGGCAGGAGGGGGGGGAGCGACGCCGGGGUGAAGGGCGGCCGAGCGGCUGCUGCUUCUGCCACCGCCAACACUACCCCAGGUGGAGGGCAACGAGCGGGUGUAGGGUCCUUACCCCGACCGUGCGACGAGGAGGAGGGGAGUGCCGCGCCAGCGAUUCGUCUUUUCGAGGCCGUGCCUUCCCCUUCAAUAUCGCUCCUCGGCCGCCCUCCGCCCGAUGCCGCCGUGGGGGGGGCGGGAGCGGAGACGGUUGCGGCGGGAACGGGUCCGGGUGUGGCUGGCGCUGUGGUGGACGGGGCCGGGCUGCGAGAUGCCGCACGCGGUGGCGAUGGCGGUGGCCAUGAUCUCGCAGCCGGCGGCGAGCGGGACGGGGAUGAGGAGGCUAGAGAAGGGGAGACGGGUGGGGUGGAGGUUGCGGCGCAGGUGGGGGUACGCCCCCGGGGGAAGGACGCGGACACUCCAGAAGAGUCGGACGCGGAAACUGUGCAGAGGAGUUGUCACGACGGAAGCCCCCCCAAAGAAGGCGGGUCCCCGGCUGAUGACCCUGGGACGGAAGCUCCCCCCGAUGGACAAACCCUGCUGGAGCGUGCUGCGGAGGAGGAGGAGGAAGAAGAGGACGCGUACGCAGGUGGCGCGGCGUCUACGGCCGCGGCGGCUGUCGUUGACGCCGCCCAAGGCUCGAAGGCGGGCGAACGUUCUGCUUCGGUUGCCGAUGUCAGGGUCGGGACUGCGGCGGUUGAGAUGGGUCCCCUCGGAAAUGAGGGAACUGGCCGGAGCGGCGUCGGCGAGAGGAGGGGCUCCGCCAGGCUCCGGAACGGGGGGGUGGGAGUGAGGCGUCGGGAGCAGAGAGGGAAGAAGUAUGAAGGGGUCGCUCGUUCUUCUUCCCCGCUGCCGGGGGAGGGGCAAGAGGAGCAGGGCGGUGGUGGGUCCGGGAAGGCGGUGGGCGCUGCCGGCGUCGACCGGGCAGGGCAAGGGGACGAGGGAGACGCCAUCCGGGAAGACGCCUCGGCCGCGCCAGUCGCAUCACGAUCGGCGGCGGAGGAGAAGGCGUCGGCUGCGGCGGCGGAUCCCGUUUCUGUGGAGGACGCGGCCCCAACAGGGCGAGGAGGGAGCAAGCGGAGAGCCAGCACUCGCGGCGGGGUUGCCGCAUCCGUUGCCGCCGCAUCAUCGGCGGUGUCGGGAGGGCGAGGACGAAGCAAGCGGCGGGCUAGCACUCGUGGAGCUGCCGCUGCCAGUGCCCUUGCGGGGGGAGGGACUUCUUCGAAUGCUGCGGCGAGAGUGGCUGCUGCUGUGAGCGCGGGGAAGGCUGGCCCAGCGGUGUCCUCGCAGUCUCUGGAUGACAUCACGGAGGCCGUGGUUGCCAUGUCCGCGUUGGUCGGCGAAGAUAGGACUGUCGGACAGCCGGGGGUCUCGCGGGAGAACGUCGACUUGGUAGAAAACCACGGUACGACGGCGGCGGCGAUGAUAUUGAUGGUCGGCUCUUCUUCUUCCGCACGCGGGGGGGCGCGGCGGCAGCAACGGCAGCAGCAGCGUAAGGUCACCGACGGGAAGGGGAGCUCGACCGAUGUGGCAUACGAGGCCGGGGAGGUGGUGUCCGAGGAAGCGAGCAGCGGUGACAAGUCCAAGGCCGGCCUCGUUGGCACGAAGCGGGGCUUGUCGAGGGACGAGAACGGUGGCGAGGAGACCGGCAGGAAGCACGGCCGGCGCGGCAAGGGAGGUGGGCGAAGAAGCACCUCGAAGACCCGCGGCGCCACCACAAAGAAGCGCAAGCAGUCUACCUCUUCCGCUGAAGAAGCGGGAGACAAGGACGCCGCGGUCGGAGGUGCCGCGACCCCCGUCCCUGCCACUACUACUACUGCUGCUGAUGCUGCUGAUGCUGCCGCUGCUGGUGCUGGUGCUGCCGCUGCUGCUGCUCUUGUUGCCCCUGAGGGAAAGAGUGCUGCUGCUGCCGCCGCCACCACCGAUGACGUUGUUGAGUCUGACGACGACGAUGUCGGCGCUGUCGACGAUGACGACGACGGAUUUGUUGCGUUUGGCGACGACGACGCCGACGAAAUGGCCUUAUGCGACAACGACCCCGACCCCGUCCAUGAAGGUGAAGGCGACAACAACGACCGAGUCGCCCCCGCGAAUGGCUCUAAGUCCUACGCUGCCGCUGGAAAUUCCGCGAUCAGCAACGGCGAAGGCAACAGCAGCCGCCGCCGUGGCAAGGGCAGGGCCAGCGACAAGCCGCCGGCGCCGGUAGUGGCCGCGCCCAAGGCAGAAAAACGCCUCAAGCGCAGCUGCGGCGGCGGUGCAAGCUCCGAUGCCGAGGGCGGGAGGGGGCCCCUCAAAGGUAGAAGGGCCCCCAAGGGAGCGGGGUCCCGGCCUGCCGAGGUCGUCAGCCCCGGUCCGGGGGGGACGUCAGCUGAGAACAAGAAGGGCACGGGAAGGGUGCGAAACGCCAAACGCGCGGUUGCGAACGCCGCCGGUAGCGACGGUAGAGGUGGUACCGCUGCGGAGGGGGGGGCGGCGAAGGGGAAGGCGAGAGCGGCAGGAGGAGGAGGGGCGAAGAGGAAGAGGACCGACGGCGGUGGAGCUGGGGGUGCAACCGCAGGAGGCGCGGGGCAAGGGGAGAGGAACGACAAGCUGCAGGGGGUGGUCCGAGUUGCGUUUUCCGGCAUGCAGCCUGGGGAUCGACAGGCGGCAGCCAGCGUGGUUCGGUCCCUUUCCAGGACCCACCGGCCUCACGGCUCCGGGGUUUGCACGUCUGACGCGGAGGCCUACACUCACCUCGUCAUCCCGGACGUGUCGCGCAGAACGCUCAAGGUGCUGUUCGCGCUCUGUGCGCCGCUGUCGCCGAAUGGCCGCCCCCCGGUGGUGGUUACCGUGGCCUGGCUGUACGAGUCGCUGGAAAAGGGUUUCUUCGUGGACUCGGAGGCGUUUCGACCCGACAGAUACCGGGGCCUCGCCCUUGAAGGGGGUUCCGUAGAGGGUCCUGAGGAGGGGGUGUCCGCCACCGCGGCGGGGGCGACGAAGGAGAGCAGGUCCAUCUCGUCGAACCUGCUCCAAGGAGAGAGGGUGAUGCUCGGGGGAAUCGUAGACCCGCCUCCUUCUGUGGUGGAAAACCUGGCUGUGGCCACGGGCGGCCUGAUCACUCACUGUAUCCACGACGCCACGCUGCUCUUGGCGGAGACCGAGAUCGCUCUGGAGGCGUGGGUGGAACAACAGAAGAAGAAACCGGGGGCUAGCGGCGGAGGCGGAGGCGGCGGAGGCAGUCGUGGGGUCGCCAAGAUCAGCGCUGGGCCUGGCGGCAACAGCAUCGGCACCAGUCGUCGCGGGCUAGGCGCAAGCACGGCAUCUUCCCGCAACGCAUCAAGGGGGGCGGCGGGAGGCAGGCGCGGCGUCCUAGGGAAGGGGAAGGGCCGCGCCGCGGCCGGUCCCGGCGGGUGGGGGGAGGAGGAGGAGAGCGCGCUCAAGGUGCUGGCGGAGAAGUUGGGAGUGGUCCGCCUUCCGUGGCUGUUCGAUAGCGUCGAGAAGGGGGUUCGUGUAGACAAGGAGAACUUCCUGGUCAUGGCGGAGCGGGCCCCGCAAAAUGGGGCGGAGGGGGAUGCGGCGGCAAGCCAGGAGUGGUGAAAUACGGACACGUGCCGGUUGCAGAAGCCGGCCGUCUGCUUUCCCGCUCACCACACCCGCAGCUACGUUCGUCAUCAUCAUAUCGUGUAUUUUUUCUCCACUACGCGGCACACGAUUGGCUGCUGGUUAGCAGCGGAGGCCACUGCCCCCUCAGAAUGCUCGAACUUUGGGCUCGGAGAUGGGGGGGACGGCCCCGUGCCUACAUUUGACGAGACUCGCCUUUGAUUUACUGCCGCAGUGCAGAGUUUGUGGUUCCUGUUCAGGGCCGGUCUGCUAAUGUUGCCAUUUUUCCUUGCUUCGUCGUUGUGGGAAAGAGCGUCUUUGUCCCACUAGGAUUAUUUAUUGGUUUAUCCGUCAAGGUUAGGGGGACGAUUUGGUAGCCUUUGGUGCGAACUGUGACGCUUGCUGUGGAGACAGCAAGAAGGCGUGCCGGAGGUUCUCGUGUGAAAAUGUCAGGGAUAUGGUGGGUUGGGCUUUUUGGCUGCGGAUAUGGCACGGGUGAUUUACUCCAGCUAUCGUGCACCGUUCUGUUGCUGGGCGAUUUGUUUUCACGUCACCUCCGUGACAAAAAGAUGGGGCACACAUGGUACUCAUUGUUCUGCACCCCUCGAUGUUGUUGUGUUCACCUUCUUUUUUGAAACGUCGUGGUCGUGGUACUUGAAUAAUUAGGAUGAUUCGUUCAUUGCCCACACCCCGUUGUGGACAACAUCGGAUCGGUACGUACAUGCACAAUGGCUGUCACUCGUUUUUUUGUCGAAUCAUGCGCCAUCCAUCCAUGUCAUGACAGACAGCGCACAUUCCCGUGUUGUCGACAUUUCAAAAGGGUGAGAGUUAGGCUUAGCGUUGGUGGCGCCUUCAAUAUUUUGCUCCAGACAUGUUCUACACGUUGACAUGUUGAUGUACGUAGCCCGCGAGAAUGGGGCGGGUCCUUGGUGAAUACGAGAUGUGGAAUUAC